CAGAGGCGGGAGGGGAGCAAGUCCUGGACGAGGUUUGAGCCAGAAGCACUCCACUCUCGACUUAAAUCGACAUUCCUUGGUUAGUAAGGCUCGCAGAACUGAGCAAAACAUUUCAAGGUGCGUAUUUACGCACGGCGACGAAAUAUUCUCGGUUUUAUCUAGCUGUGGAAGCCUGCGGACAAAGGAAGGCAGAAAAGCUGGAGUACAACAACUGACUUGAGAGGAGAGGAGUACUGUUGCAGGGGGAACAGGGGAAUCUGCAGUCGGAAGUGAUUUGUCUUUUUUCGGAAAUGUAAGUUUCGUCCAGAAAUUGGGGGAAGAGGCGAAUCUGUUUGGAAACAGAGGAGAAAGGGACAAAAAGUGGAGUGGUGAGUGGAAUCAGUCCUCAAACAGCAUCCAGAUCCUCGGAGCAUGGGAGGAGUUGUCUGCCAGCUGUAAAAUGUUCCCGCUACAUCGAGAGAGGGAGCAGCCCAUCUUCAGCGCUCGAGCUCAUGUCUUCCAGAUUGACCCGGCCACUAAACGCAACUGGCUUCCGGCCAGCAAACAUGCCGUCACAGUGUCCUUCUUCUACGAUGCCAGCCGCACCGUCUACCGCAUCAUCAGUGUGGGCGGGACCAAGGCCAUCAUCAACAGCACCAUCACCCCCAACAUGACCUUCACUAAAACCUCCCAGAAGUUCGGCCAGUGGGCUGACAGUCGGGCCAACACCGUCUACGGACUGGGCUUCUCUACAGAGCAGCAGCUGCAGCAGUUUGCAGAGCAGUUUAAGGAGGUGAAGGAGGCGGCACGUCUGGCCAGAGAGAAAUCUCAAGAGAGGUUUGAACUGGCCAACCCGGCUCUCAACAUUGCAGCUCCAGAGGAGCUGUCAGAGGAGCGCCACUCCCCGCCGCUGCUGACAGUUAAUGGGCCAGGCGAGGAAAAGCUGUUUCGCAGCAAGAGUGCUGAAGUCGAGCUGACGGUGGAGAAGGAGAAAGUCAAAAAAAUGUUGUCUGAAGGGUCCAUGUGUGAGAUAAACCUGGAGGCCGAGCUCUUCACGCUGCAGGACAGUAAUGCUAAGCUGGUGGCAGCUCUGCAGGAAGCCAACAGCAGCGUGGAGCAGUGGAAGCAGCAACUGGCUGAAUACCAGGAGGAGACCGACCGCCUCAAAGACCAGGUGGCAGAGCUUGAGGGCCAGCUGGGACAUCCUGCUGCUGGCCAGUCUGCGAGAGAGGAGCUGAGUCGGUCCCUGGAGGAGCUGGAAGCACAGCUGAGCGCCAAAGAUCAGGAGAUUCACAGUCUACAGAGCAAGAAAACAGAUGUGGGUGAGCUGGAGAAGGAAAGAGAAGAGACCAUACAGAGACUUGAGGAUCUGGAGAGACUCAACAGUGACCUGGAGGAUCAGGUCAAGAGUACUGAGAACACACUGGCAUCUAGCCGGGAGGAGCAGAACCAGGCGGAGGCCGAGGUCCAACGCAUCAUCGAAGUUCUGGACGUCAAAAUCUGUGACCUGAACGACUUGAGACAGAGCCUGGCAAAACUCAUCGACAAAUAGCCACAGCGGCAGUCGAGUUGCAUCUCCAUCGUCAGCUCUGCUUCCAACCAUGGGGCUUUGAUUUGUGUUUUAGUGGUUUGUCAGCAGGGCAACAAUCAAAGCACUAUGGAGGAACAUUCGCUGAUGUUUACCUUCAUGGAUCUGCGUUCAUGAGAUCGGUGCAGGUAAACAACAGGUAUCAGAAACCUCUUUUUAAGGUGCUAUGUGCAGAAUAAAACAGUAUUGUGACAUUAAUACUGCAGCCUUGGUAUGAUUAUCAUAAACAGUUGACCGUGUGGUCUAACUUGCUACUACAUGUUAUGUCAUUUAGCCCCUGAAGAGGAUAAUAGGAUUUAUAGUUUUUAGUCUUUUCAUUAUCUGCCAUCAAUGAACAAUCUGAAAGCUUUCCACCAAUUUGCUCUAGAGCAGCAGCACUCGCCUCCUCUUUAUGAAGUUAUAGCAGUCCAGCGUGUUCUGUCUGCAUUUUAUAUUGUAAAACAUUAGAUUCUGAGUAGUGGCUCCUGAAUGGUCUGAAUUGUUUAUGGUAAUUUUACUUAAGGCAGAGGAUUGAGGUUAUCAUUUAUUGAUAGCAAAUAAUACUUAAAGCACCUUGAGGAAUUGAACCAAAAUGAACUCUGUGCUUGCUAUUUUGCAAAAGUAGACAUGUUAUACCCGUGAGUCUGAUUUGAUGGGAUGUAUCUUUAUUUAAUACCGAGAGGGUGAUCCACUUUUAUGAAAUGAUUACUUGAAAUACUGAAUUAAGAGGCAAAAACAAACUACGAAAGAAACAAAGCAAGUUCCUGACUGUUUAAUAAAAGCUUUCCUGCAGAGAAGGUAGACCUGCAGUCCCAAAACAUCACACCUAUUAAAACUUUAAAUGGUUGAAAAAUAAAGUUUUAUGUGCAAUUAGAUUUUAAUACCUAUAUGAAUCAUAAAUAUUUGAUCAUAAUUCUGCACUUCUGGUUUAUAGAAACAACAAUAAAACUGUCUAUAAAUGUUGUGUUGGCUUCAGUUUGGCAGAAGUCUCCUGACACAUUAGACAGACUAUAUAUGAAGUUAGCCCUGUGGAGAUAACCUUUUAUAGAUAUGUAUUUUCUCCCAAUGCUUUGUAGGGCUCAGUAGUCACUGCAAGUACUAGACAUGUCUACUUUUACACAAUAACAACUUUGAGUACAGUUCAUGUUGAGGACACCAUAUGUUCAUUACUGUGGAACUGUACAUAGGAAGAGUUUGGUCAGGAUAAGGACACAUCGAGGCAAAAACACCUGAAUAACACCAGCUCACCAUCAGCCGGCUGGACUUGCCUCACACCAGCCAGAACAAAACAAACUCAUAGAUCCAACACAUUUCCCGAACUUGUCCUCCCAAGAAUAGCCAUUGUACAACUUUUUUACUCCAUGUCUUCUAAGGACUGCUCUUUUUCUCAACACUAUAUUCUAUUAUUCAUGCUCAUUGAUGGGUUACUCACUGUCAGAAUGGGAAAUUGGAGAUUGCUACCAUCUGAUUUUCUGUUAAAUUCAAGCUGCUACAAGGCCCCUUUACCGGGUAAAUCAGCAUUUGAAGGAGAGGUCCAGACAUGUUGAUGUGGCCUGUGGACAGAGACACUACUUUCCCACCCUGCUGAGUUCAACCUUCGGGCUACACUUGAUUACGUUUGUGCCAAGUUUGUUUUGUUUACAUGUGUUAAUGUUCACAAAACCAUCCGGUUCUACUUUAUGUACAUGUUCUUCUUUGCUCAACACUAACACUCACCAUAACAGUAAACAAUAACCCACAGAGCAUAGAUCACAAAGAGAGCACUGCAUGAGUUCUGCAGUAGCCCGUAGCUGCGUGUGUACGCACAAUACUUAGCAGGCUUCAACAUGAGAGCUCGAUUUCAAAAGUACUUGUCUGUCAGCUUUGUAUGCGAACCUCUGAUGUACAGUAUCUAUUGAUUACCCCUCCCGAUGACUUAUUGAUUUCAUCAUGUGACAGUAAUAUAGGUACAAAUAAUGUGCAUCUCAAUAUGCAGUAACUGCUACAAGCCUAUUAACAUGUCGAAGUGAUGGUAAUAUAUUAAACUACCAGAUAAAGAACCCUUUUAUUACAUUAACCAGCAAUUAUUACAUAUAGGGGUUGCUGAUGGUUUAUUUAUAAUGACACUGUUUAAUAUAUAGCUUGAGUUUGAUCUCAUGACCUACCAGAUUGCACAGAAAUAUCACAUUUACUGUCCUAACGCAGUACUGGCAGUCAAUGUUAUUUUCAUCAAUCUGUCAAGUUAGAUAACCACAUUGGAGUUCUGACAUCAGCUGCUACCUGCAAGAAUUAAUGAAUUAGCAAUAAUGUUUUUAGCAUAGAUGCCUGAUCAUAGAUAAUAAGACAUUGGUAAAGCCUUUUCAUCGAUUUCAACAACAGAAGUGCUUUUUCACAACUGGAUUUAUUAAUGGCUUCACCAGAAUAUGCCCGAUUGCGACCAGCCUUAUAUUAAGCAUGGAGUAAAUGUAGAGGCCAUCGACGCCUCUGCUCAAGCUCAUCAUGGUUGAUGUCACAAACGCUUUGCUUCACCAGGGCCUUAUUCCAGUGUAGCACUAAUGCACAAUAACGCUGUAAAUACAUUACUGUGUAUACACACACAAAUGGGAGCUAGUCUGCAACAGCAAUUUCAGUAAUUUCGUAAGUUUAACUUUUUUUUGAAAAGAUAUCUAUGAGACAAUUCAAGGAUCUGCUACUUAUGUACAUAUUGUUUCAAUAUGGCUGCCCUGUAUUUGCAUACAUUUUCUAACCCCUUAUUAAAGGGGAUGCUUUAUUCUGAGAAAUGCAUUAAUCACCAGCUUAUGCACAAUGAGGGAAAUCAGAAAAAUUAAAUCGUACAGUAAACAAUGUUUUUAAUACGAGAAUCCUUUUUAUAUUGUAUACACUGGAAUAAGGCCUUUUAAAAACCUGUUCAAGGCCACAACAAAAAUGCAGCACCAAAGAUGCACCACUGUCGUGAUAAAGCCACUUAACUGGAAAAACACAACUUCAUCUCAGAUGUUUUAAAUCUUACUUGUUUUGAUGUAAUUGCUCAGUGUCCACAUUUUAUUUCAGUACGACCCAAAUUACCUCACAAUGUGUUGGUCAAUAAGAGGAAAAGAGAUGACUGGCGUUGGUCUGUUCGGAUGCUGUUUUGAUCUUUUGUAAGAAUACCUUAGCUUGUGGAGCGCAGAUAUUUGUAUGGUACAGUAUUUGAAAAUAUGAGAUGAGUUCCUUAUAUUUGUAUAGAACUGUCUGACAUUAAAACCCAGUCAUGCAAA
Molecule: messenger RNA, 4782 nt
Organism: Eleginops maclovinus (Patagonian blennie)
Lineage: Eukaryota; Metazoa; Chordata; Actinopteri; Perciformes; Eleginopidae
Product: homer protein homolog 3-like
Exons: 10
Coding region: 440-1531 (363 amino acids)
Biological process (GO): G protein-coupled glutamate receptor signaling pathway; regulation of store-operated calcium entry
Cellular component (GO): cytoplasm; postsynaptic density; plasma membrane
Molecular function (GO): G protein-coupled glutamate receptor binding
Source: RefSeq, a predicted model, not a curated record